This is a messenger RNA of Leptopilina heterotoma, 1905 nucleotides long. RefSeq lists its product as uncharacterized. Gene Ontology annotation, biological process: DNA recombination; DNA integration. The record is from RefSeq and is a predicted model, not a curated record. Lineage: Eukaryota; Metazoa; Arthropoda; Insecta; Hymenoptera; Figitidae. Gene Ontology annotation, molecular function: DNA binding. Bases 940 to 1857 code for a protein of 305 amino acids. The transcript has 2 exons.
CGACACUGAGAAAAUUUCCUCUCCGGGACCAUCCGAUAACAAUAACGAGGACAAUAGAGGAAAGGAAAACAAUGAAAGUACAAACAAACUCAUUGACCUUCUGGGAUCAAAUCCCGAAAAUAAAAACAAGCAACAAGAUCCCCUUCAUGAGGAAAUUUGUCUGCGAUGGAAUGUUUACCUGAAGCAAGGACUAAAUAAGGAACAAAAAGAGGAAGUCAUGAAAAAAUAUCCAGUGUUUGAAAAUUGCCAACUAAUGAUGCCUCCAAAACUAAAUGCAGAAGUGCAACACUGCAUGGAUAGUAAAGCUAUUCGACACGAUCAAUUCCUGGAGAAACUGCAAUUACAAAUUGCUCAUGCCUUAUCAGCAACAGGUGUAGAAUUAAAUAAUAUUCUAAAAUCUGAGAAUCACGAAGAAUUAAAAAAUACAUGCUCGACCCUUGCAGAUAUUGGCCAACUACUUUGCAAUAUUCAUCAAGCUAUCUCAUCAAGUAGGAAAUAUCAAAUCCUACCCUACUUGAACUAUAGUUCCAGGAAGCUAAUCGAAAAUAGCGAUAGAGACGAGUUCCUUUUAGGUUCAAAUUUUGCCGAAAACGUCAAAUCAAAGGAAGCCGUUCAUAAAGUUGCGAAGGAUUUAAAAGUAGUUAAAAAACAUUACACCAAUAAGCCUUCCACAUCAAAACAUCAGACACAGUCAUCGGAUUUCCAUUCAAAAAAUACAAGGAAACAACAGGAUCAUUUAAACUAUCCACGACAUCCUUCGUCUCAAAGGAAAAAGUACACUCCAUCGAUCAAGGACCAGGACCAUCAAAAGAGGGGCCGAACCAAGAAAUAUUAACUGAGCCAGCCACAUCCUCUGCACAAAACACUUAUCCUGGUUGCAGGGAAUUUGUCAGGGAAAAAUGGAUAAAAAAUCAAAUUCCACAUAAGGCAAUUCCAACUAUGUUAAACUCAAUUUCGCAAAAUACUUUAAAACAAUAUAAUAGUGUUUAUAAAAAGUGGUGGGAAUUUUCCACUAAUUAUAAUCAAAAUCCGUUUGAAUACAAUCUUGAAAGAGUAUCAGAUUAUUUAAUAGAAUUAUCAGAAAAAGAUUUAUCAUUUUCAAGUGUAAACACUCAUAAAUCAGCGCUUUCCUUUUUAUUUUCAUUUAAUCCGGAAGAUGAUAAAAUCUUAAAAAGAAUACUUAAAGGAGUUUAUAAUAAAAAACCGCCCACACCGAAAUACGAGUCAACUUGGGAUCCUAGUCCAGUUCUAGAUUAUUUAAAAAAAUUACAUCCUCUUUCAUCACUAAAUCUCACACAAAUCACACUUAAAUUAACUAUGCUACUUGCUCUUACAACAGGCCAUAGAGUUCAAACAUUUUCGUCAAUUCAAUUAGAAAACAUAAAAUUUUUGCAAGAUAAAAUAGAAAUAAAAAUAUCAGGAAAAUUGAAAACCUCAGGAAAAAAUAAAUAUCAACCACUAAUUAUACUACCAUUCUUUGCAGAAUGCCCAGAGCUUUGUGUGGCAACAGUUUUACAAUUCUAUAUAGAAAAAACAAAAGAAUUGCGACCAAGCAAUGAGCAAUUUUUGCUUAUAACAUAUAAAAAACCCUAUCAUAGAGCAACAUCACAAUCAGUUAGUAGGUGGUUGAAAACAACCUUACAAGAAAGUGGAAUAGAUACAAACACUUUCUCAGGAUAUAGUACUAGACAUGCGUCCACCUCUGCAGCAUACAGAAAAGGUAUUAAUAUCGAAACGAUACGCAAAACUGCAGGGUGGACUCAUGCCUCUGAAACUUUCAAUAAAUUUUAUAAUAAACCGAUAACACAAAAUUCCGACGCAUUUGCAAGAGCUGUGUUAAAUUUAAACAAAAAAUAAUUGUAUGUAAAAGAAAAAUUAUUUGUUCAUCGUUCAGUUUAUCGUUUA